UACACCUGACUACGUGCCGACAUUACGCGAACAGUAGGGUAUUAUACGGACCAUGCCAAAGUCCGUAUAAAUCAAACAGUGUAUUCUCACUCAGUAGCAUCUAAAUAACAUAUCCUCUCUUUUAUUUUGAUAGUCCGUCUUAACCGUUUGACCUGACUUUGAGUGUAUCCCAGUGUAUAGUCCAGCACGCCAUGCGGACAGGGAGGUAUUGCAGUUUUUUACACAUUUCUGAUACACACGGUGAAUUUUGGCGGGCUGCGUUGUGAUUGGCUGCUUUACGCCCAUGCUACGUGACGUCAUUCCAAGCUCCGUCAACGCGACACGCCCCCUUUUAAAGAGCUGCAGGAUGCCGUGAUCGGAGGAUUAAAAGCACAGGAAAACAUGCAAAGGCGAAGACGCAUUAAUCCCACGGACGAUGCAAAAUUUUAUGCGAGUGCUGGAAGGGACAAAGUGGGACUUGACAUCAGAUACAUCAGUGCCUUUAAAGGUCGUGGUAUCUUCACCUCCACUCCAUUUGAAAAAGGAGAUUUUCUGUUGGAAUAUAGAGGGGAACUAAUAAGUAGGCAAGAAUGUGAGAGCAGACAGAGACUUUACCAUGACAGCCUGAAGGUGUUCAUGUUUGAGUUCCGUUUUAAUGGAAAACUGUGGUGUGUUGACGCAGCAAAAGAGGAUGGGUCACUUGGAAGGCUUGUAAAUGAUGACCAUUUAAAUCCCAAUGCCAAGAUGAAGUACUUGACAGUGGAAGGGAAGCCCCAUCUGUGUUUGUUUGCAACACGUGACAUAAGUCCAGGAGAGGAGAUCACCUAUAAUUAUGGUGAAUCAGACUGGCCAUGGAGAUGCAAGACACUUAAAGAAACAUCUAUGGAGGGGCAUCAGGAUGAGGUGUCCAUAUCGGAGCCCACUACAGGUGCUCAAAAGGCAUCAACUAGUCGGAGGCGAAAAAAGGCAUCUAUGGCUGCAUCAACUGGUCAACUGGUUAAAAGCUUUGAUCAGAAUCCUGAUGAGGAAAUACCUCAGGAAAAUUCUGAGACUACAAUUUUGACACCCCUAACUGAAGAUUUUGAAGAGCCAUUGGCUGAGAGCAGUCGGAUCCAGAUAGGUGAAGACCAGAUUCAGACAAGUCCAGGUCCUGGUCCACUCAGCGGGCAUGGAAAGAAUCCUAAUGAGGAAAUACCUCAGGAAAAUUCUGAGACUACAAUUUUGGCAUCCUCAUCUGAAGAUUUUGAAGAGCUAAUGGCUGAGAGCAGUCGGAUCCAGAUAGUUGAAGACCAGAUUCAGACAAGUCCAGGUCCUGGUCCACUCAGCGGGCAUGGAAAGAAUCCUGAUGAGGAAAUACCUCAGGAAAAUUCUGAGACUACAAUUUUGACACCCCUAACUGAAGAUUUUGAAGAGCCAUUGGCUGAGAGCAGUCGGAUCCAGAUAGGUGAAGACCAGAUUCAGACAAGUCCAGGUCCUGGUCCACUCAGUGGGCAUGGAAAGUCACCUGACUUUGAUAUGAUUUAUAUGGACAAUGGUAUGUAA
Centropristis striata (black sea bass) is the source of this 1521-nucleotide messenger RNA. Its product is annotated as histone-lysine N-methyltransferase SETD5-like. Gene Ontology annotation, molecular function: protein binding. The transcript has 12 exons. The record is from RefSeq and is a predicted model, not a curated record. The coding region runs from base 382 to 1521 and encodes 379 amino acids. Lineage: Eukaryota; Metazoa; Chordata; Actinopteri; Perciformes; Serranidae.